Caenorhabditis remanei is the source of this 438-nucleotide messenger RNA. RefSeq lists its product as uncharacterized. Bases 1 to 438 code for a protein of 145 amino acids. The transcript has a single exon. NCBI's taxonomy places the organism in Eukaryota, Metazoa, Nematoda, Chromadorea, Rhabditida, Rhabditidae. The record is from RefSeq and is a predicted model, not a curated record.
AUGACGUUUGUCGUUGUGGUGCUGGGGGCGGAGCUUGUUGAAUCGGUUGUUGUUGUGAUUGUUGUUGCAUUCCCCCGUAUGAUCCAGUUGCUUGUUGGACACUUAUACUUGGCAUUCCUGGUCUUCCACCUUGCAUUGGAGGGGCUAAAUACGGUGGAUUCAUCGAUCCCAUUUGACCUGGUCCACCCAUUUGAGACAUUGAUGCAAUUGAUUGUUGAGGUUGAAGUUGAGGAGGCAUCUGACCGGUACCUCCUUGGAAUCCCUGGAAAUCAAUUCAGGUUGGAAAAACAGAAGCUUUUAGACUUCUAUUAUUUUUUAACUUUGGUGUUUGAAAAGAUUUCAGCAGAACGAGAAUUUCAAAAUGCCGGACUUCGUCUUCAGAUAUUCAAAAUGUUCGAAUCGAAACUCGACAAACCUGCAUCAUUUGAGCUGGAGUAA